Sparassis crispa is the source of this 513-nucleotide messenger RNA. Its product is annotated as DNA-directed RNA polymerase II subunit rpb7. Gene Ontology annotation, molecular function: translation initiation factor binding; single-stranded RNA binding; single-stranded DNA binding. The transcript is spliced from 6 exons. NCBI's taxonomy places the organism in Eukaryota, Fungi, Basidiomycota, Agaricomycetes, Polyporales, Sparassidaceae. The record is from RefSeq and is a predicted model, not a curated record. Gene Ontology annotation, cellular component: RNA polymerase II, core complex; P-body. Gene Ontology annotation, biological process: transcription initiation at RNA polymerase II promoter; DNA-templated transcription; positive regulation of nuclear-transcribed mRNA poly(A) tail shortening. Bases 1 to 513 code for a protein of 170 amino acids.
AUGUUCUUCAUCAAAGAACUGUCGCACACGAUCCUGCUGCAUCCAUCUUACUUUGGCCCCCGCAUGCUCCAGUUCCUCGAAUCCAAGCUCUACGCUGACGUCGAGGGCACCUGCUCUGGCCAGUUCGGCUACAUCAUCGCCGUCGUCUCCAUCCUCGACAUCGGAAAGGGCAUGGUCCUUAGCGGCAGCGGACAAGCCGAGUUCAUCACCCGCUACCGCGCCAUCGUCUUCAAGCCCUUCAAGGGCGAGGUCGUCGACGGCGUCGUCAACAACGUGAACAAGAUGGGCUUUUUUGCAGACGUGGGGCCGCUAGUCGUGUUCGUGUCACAUCAGCUUAUCCACCCCGAGAUGAAGUUUCAGCCCAAUUCGAAUCCACCCUCAUUCGCCUCGCAGGACCAGAUCAUCGAGAAAAACACACGAGUGCGGCUCAAGAUUGUCGGCACACGCGUCGACGCCACCGAAAUUUUCGCCAUCGGCACGAUAAAAGAGGACCACCUCGGCGUCAUCGACUAG